Messenger RNA from Eucalyptus grandis, 489 nucleotides. RefSeq lists its product as uncharacterized. The transcript has 4 exons. The coding region runs from base 85 to 414 and encodes 109 amino acids. The record is from RefSeq and is a predicted model, not a curated record. NCBI's taxonomy places the organism in Eukaryota, Viridiplantae, Streptophyta, Magnoliopsida, Myrtales, Myrtaceae.
CCUGGUUUUUCAGAUACAAGGAGAGAGCGACUGAAGUCGUUUCUUAGGCUGGCCACAUUCAACCUCUCUCGUGAAGUCGACAAGAUGCAAGAGCCAGUAUUGAAGCUGCAUCAGUUAGAAACACACUUGAGAAGCAGAAGACAACAACCCACUUGCUCGGCUACCUCAUCUGAUGGUGAUGUAGUGGAACGUCCCCAUAAAAAGAUAAAUAUAUUUUCUUCCUCUUCCUCAGUGAGCAUUUCUAAACACAAGAGUCGUGAUCGACUUCAACCAAGUGAAAAUGGUUCUGCUGGUAAAAACAACGAAUCAAAAUUUUCUCAAACGGAUUUGGUAGAAAAGGAUAAAGUUUGUGCUAUUGAGACAAGGUCUGCUCCAUGCCAAAGGCCACAAACGUCCAAGGCCAAUGACCCGUAGAGAAAAGAUGCAGCUUCAUAAACUAAUUCAGAACCUACCGCGAGACAAUCUUGUACGAGUGGUGGGAAUUCUCGG